Messenger RNA from Caenorhabditis elegans, 1273 nucleotides. It is a transcript of the gene clec-55, whose product is annotated as C-type LECtin. NCBI's taxonomy places the organism in Eukaryota, Metazoa, Nematoda, Chromadorea, Rhabditida, Rhabditidae. The record is from RefSeq and is marked reviewed. Gene Ontology annotation, molecular function: carbohydrate binding. The coding region runs from base 6 to 1151 and encodes 381 amino acids. The transcript has 6 exons.
CUGAAAUGCUUGCUGCCGUGCUGACGAGCAUCCUAGUUUUUGGAUCUUCAGUUAGAAAUGUAUCUGGUGACAAAAGCCUAUGCCCAGACGGAUGGCUAUUGUCAAAUGAGACCUCGUAUUGUUACCUGACAUCAGAUAGGUAUAUGACUUUUGCUGAAGCCGAUGGUUAUUGUCAAUCCCUCGGAGGAUCACAGGCAUUUAUGAUGAAUUCGUAUGAAUUUACGUUUAUGAAAAGCUACACGCAAGGAAUGUUUGCCCAACCAUGGCUGGGAGUUACCAGAAAUUUGACAAAUAACAAAUGGUACAAUAAUGACGGAACUACACCUUAUUCAUCCUGGUGGAUAGCUGGAGAACCAAGUCUCAAUGGAGACUGUGUAUCUUUCAAAUCAACUGAUAAACAAGGAAUUCGAGCUACCCAAUGCUGGAGUAUCCAACCUGUGAUUUGCAAACAAAUGCCUGCAUUGUGUCCAGAUCCAAAUAAGAAAUACGGAGGUUUACACACGAGAACUGGUAAUAUUACAUCUCCAGGAUAUCCCGUGCAAUAUUAUAAUAACUUGGACUGCUUCUAUAGCAUAACUUCUCCAAACAAUACUUACAUCACUCUUCAAUUAGACCCAUAUCUGGUGGAAAAUGCUAUUGACUACUUGACAAUUUAUGACGGACCAAAUGCAACCUACAAAAGUUUGGGAAAGGCAACUUCAUCUUCUAAACUCACUUUUGAAAGCACCAGCAACUCAGUAUCUCUGGUAUUCCAUACAGAUAAGACUGUUACUAAAAAAGGAUGGCUUCUGAACUGGAAUGCAAAGGCCUAUACGCCAAAUGUAAACCAAAGUGGAAAUGGCGGAAACUUUACAUCACCUAAUUAUCCAAAUGACUAUGAUUCCUAUACAGAGCAAAUGUAUUAUUUCUCAGUUGCUGAUGGAUUCCAAGUGAACGUUACAAUUGAUGAUUUCCUAACAGAGAACAGAUUUGAUGUUCUAGAAGUUUAUGAUAAUUACACAAUUCCUGGAGUCAAUAUGAUUGCAAACUUAACCGGUGAUUCAAUUGCUCCAUGGAAUUGGCUCUCUCAAUCCAGCCACGUUACAAUGAGAUUCCGAACCGAUGGAACUAACCAGAAAAGAGGAUUUCAUGGAUAUUGGACGAUUCAAUAAAAAUAAAUAUUUAUAAUCUUACGUGAUUUUGAAAUUUUGCAAAUGUAAAUAAUUUUUAUUCACGGUCGACCACUAUUUUUCGUUUUAAAAUUUAUUUCUUAACAAUGAAGAUUUUGAAAGUA